Messenger RNA from Asparagus officinalis (garden asparagus), 1324 nucleotides. RefSeq names its product indole-3-glycerol phosphate synthase, chloroplastic-like. Bases 75 to 1223 code for a protein of 382 amino acids. NCBI's taxonomy places the organism in Eukaryota, Viridiplantae, Streptophyta, Magnoliopsida, Asparagales, Asparagaceae. The record is from RefSeq and is a predicted model, not a curated record. The transcript has 10 exons. Gene Ontology annotation, biological process: L-tryptophan biosynthetic process. Gene Ontology annotation, molecular function: indole-3-glycerol-phosphate synthase activity; phosphoribosylanthranilate isomerase activity.
ACCUUCGGUUUUUUCUCGCUCUUUGCCGUAGCUUUAUUUAAUUAUUAUUGUCUUCUCGCUUGUGGAGUAGAGCAAUGGAGAGCGCGCGCAUUGGGGCUUCAACAAGGGUUAGGGUUUCGAUUCCGAGCCCUAUUCCUCCAAAAUCUCGAAGAAAUCUGCUCUUCAAUGAGUUUGCCCCAAAAUUCUCGUCGAAAAGCAUUCAGAAAGCCACUGUCCUCCGCUGUGUGAGAGACCAGGAAACUGUAGAUCCGUCGCUUGCACAAAAUUAUAAAAGUGAUGAACUUAUAAACGCAAUUGAAGUAAGAGAAUGGGAAAAUGGAAAAUCUGUUGAUGAAAUAGCAGCAAAACAGGGCAUCAGAAUCAGAAGACAUCCUGCAAAAGCAUCAGAGUCUCCGCGUAAUAUCUUGGAGAAGAUUGUAUGGGACAAGGUCACUGAAGUUUCAGAGUUUAAGAAAACGAAACCUCUUAAUUUGGUUAAAGAAGCUGCUGAGCAAGCUCCUCCUGCAAGAGAUUUUCUUGGGGCCCUGAAGGCAUCAUAUCACCGAAAUGGUGUUCCUGCUUUGAUAGCUGAGGUGAAAAAGGCUUCUCCGAGCAGAGGGAUACUGCGGGAGGAUUUUGAUCCGGUUCAAGUAGCAAAAGCCUAUGAGCAAUAUGGGGCAGCAUGUCUAAGCAUUUUGACCGAUCAAAAGUACUUUCAGGGAAGCUUUGAAAAUUUAGAAGUUGUGCGUAAGGCUGGAGUUAAGUGUCCUCUUUUAUGCAAAGAAUUCAUAAUUGAAACGUGGCAAAUUUAUUACGCUCGUGCGAAAGGAGCAGAUGCAGUUCUGUUAAUUGCUGCUGUGCUGCCAGAUCUUGACAUUAGAUUGAUGACUAUGAUCUGCAAGGAACUUGGUUUAACUGCAUUGAUUGAGGUCCACGAUGAACGAGAAAUGGACCGUGUUUUGGCAAUAGAUGGAGUUCAGCUCAUUGGUAUCAACAACCGUGACCUUGGUACCUUUGAAGUUGACAUCUCAAACACCAAAAGGCUUUUGGAGGGAGAACGUGGUGAGAUUAUUCGCAAAAAGGACAUCAUUGUUGUUGGCGAAUCUGGAUUGUUUACUCCUAAGGACAUUUCUUAUGUUCAAGAUGCUGGGGUUAAAGCGGUUUUGGUGGGAGAGUCCUUAAUAAAAAAGAGUGAUCCUGGAAAGGCAAUUGCAGGGCUCUUUGGUAAAGAUAUAUCAAUAUGAUCCAAUGCUUUCCUAAACUUCCCCAGCUCCUUAUGUAUCAUGUAACAGUUUACAUAUCGAAAUAAAAGCUUUUUGGGGUUCUGCAGUCCCCGGAAUUUACA